Gallus gallus (chicken) is the source of this 722-nucleotide messenger RNA. It is a transcript of the gene ATP5G2, whose product is annotated as ATP synthase, H+ transporting, mitochondrial Fo complex subunit C2 (subunit 9). Lineage: Eukaryota; Metazoa; Chordata; Aves; Galliformes; Phasianidae. Gene Ontology annotation, molecular function: proton transmembrane transporter activity. The record is from RefSeq and is a predicted model, not a curated record. Gene Ontology annotation, biological process: proton motive force-driven ATP synthesis; proton transmembrane transport. The transcript is spliced from 5 exons. Bases 78 to 581 code for a protein of 167 amino acids.
CUCCAGGCCGGCAGGCGGCGCGGCCGGGCGGAAGGGGACGCUCUGUGCGCAGGCCCCGCCUCCCUCCUUCCCGCUCUAUGGUUCUUCCGGUGGGGCUUCCGGGCGCGCCUGCGCACUCGGAGCCCCCGCGGUUUGCCCGCUGCCGGUGCGCCAGCUGUGUCCCACACGUGUGUCCCUCUUCCCUCACCAUGUACGCCUGUACAAAGUUCGUCACUGUUCCUGCGCUGGUGUGGAGGAGCCCGCGGGUGCUGUGCCAGCCUCUCUCAGCCUCCCUGCUCAGCAUACCCAAUGCACGGAUGGAGCAGGUGCACCCGAGUGCCCGUAGGACCAUCGUGACGAGCGUGGCCCGCAGGGACAUUGACACUGCUGCCAAAUUCAUCGGUGCUGGUGCAGCCACUGUGGGGGUGGCCGGCUCUGGGGCCGGCAUUGGCACCGUCUUCGGCAGCCUCAUCAUCGGCUACGCCAGGAACCCCUCACUGAAGCAGCAGCUCUUCUCCUAUGCCAUCCUGGGCUUCGCCCUCUCUGAGGCCAUGGGGCUCUUCUGCCUCAUGGUGGCCUUCCUCAUCCUCUUUGCCAUGUGACAGAGCCAGUGGCAGUGACGCGGUGACGGUGACAGUGCCUGCGCCCCGGGCACAGCUGUGAAUGUCCGGCGUGGGGCAGGGCGAGCCCUGCUCCUUACCCUCGCCCCAACUGUUGGGGGGAAUAAACACGGUUGGAUAACG